Molecule: messenger RNA, 1116 nt
Organism: Anopheles nili
Lineage: Eukaryota; Metazoa; Arthropoda; Insecta; Diptera; Culicidae
Gene: Naam
Exons: 9
Coding region: 1-1116 (371 amino acids)
Molecular function (GO): calcium ion binding
Source: RefSeq, a predicted model, not a curated record
AUGACACCGACGGAGCUACCAGACGAGGACUUUAUGACGAAUCCUUCGCUGGCCAUGGACGCUUGUUUCACCGCUUUCGACAAGGAUGGAGACGAUCGGCUUUCGCUGAACGAGUUCACGCUCAUCUGCCGGGCGCUGUUCCGCAACGAUAAAGGUCACAUCUACGUGGUGCCAUCGGACCGGCUCGAACAGAUGUUCGCCGUGUUCGACAAGAACGAGGACGGCUACAUCGACCGGGAGGAGUUUCAGUUCUGCUGGAACCAGUGGAUCAAAACGAUUGUGCGCCCGAUCAGCUCGUUUCUCAUAGUGGACGUCCAGAAUGACUUCAUCAGCGGUUCGCUCAACAUUAGCAACUGCAGCGCGCAACAGAACGGGCUCGAGGUCAUCGAGCCCAUCAAUAAGCUGCUGGAUUCGGUCGAUUUCGAUGCGGUGUUCUAUUCGCUGGAUUGGCACCCGAGCGAUCACGUUUCCUUCAUCGACAACAUCAAACAGCGUCCGAUCCAUCCGACCAGCCCGCUGAAUGCGGACAACGCGCAGGUGUACGAUACGGUCAUCUUUACCGGACCACCGCCGAUGAAGCAGCGUCUGUGGCCACGCCACUGUGUGCAGGAUUCGUGGGGUUCCGAGCUGCACAAGGAUCUGAAGGUGCUCGAACACGGCGUGAAGGUGUACAAAGGCACCAACCCGGAGGUGGACUCGUACUCGGUGUUUUGGGACAACAAGAAACUUUCGGACACGACGCUGUGCGCGCAGCUGCGGCUCAAGGGAGCGACCGACAUCUACGUGUGUGGGCUCGCGUACGACGUGUGCGUUGGUGCAACGGCCAUCGAUGCGCUGUCGGCCGGUUACCGGACCAUCCUGAUCGACGACUGCUGCCGGGGGGUCGAUCUGAACGACAUCGAGAGCACCAAGCAGACGGUGAUUUCGAGCAAUGGCGUCAUCGUUUCAUCCCGCGAGGUCAAAGCCAUGGUCGAGGGACGCGAUCGCCGCCCGGAGCUGGGCUAUAAGCUCGCGAUGGAGCUGAAGAACUCCGAAUCGGACCUGUCGAAGAACAACGCCUGCCGGAGACAGUCCCAGCACCAGCAGCAACAGCAGCAGCAGCAACCCUCGCAGUAA